CUGCCAGAUCUAUUGAUCGAUCCGUCGCCGUUCCAGGUGGUCCACCUCUCCCCCUUAUCAGAGGUCCACUUCAUGUUUAUCAUGUUGCGGUGUUCCCACCUCUUCGUGACCAGAUUCGGGCGGCUCAUCGGUUACAUCAUGCUAAAAGACCUUAUGCACAAUGAUCAGAACACUAGGCACAAGAUCAAAACAGUGGAUACCCAACCCGCACUUCCCAAGUAA
Sphaeroforma arctica JP610 is the source of this 222-nucleotide messenger RNA. RefSeq lists its product as hypothetical. Gene Ontology annotation, molecular function: voltage-gated chloride channel activity. The record is from RefSeq and is a predicted model, not a curated record. Gene Ontology annotation, biological process: chloride transport. NCBI's taxonomy places the organism in Eukaryota, Ichthyosporea, Ichthyophonida. The transcript has 2 exons.